Stylonychia lemnae is the source of this 924-nucleotide messenger RNA. Lineage: Eukaryota; Ciliophora; Spirotrichea; Sporadotrichida; Oxytrichidae. The record is from the annotation of a GenBank genome assembly.
AUGUAAAUUACUGGCACGCUUCCUAAGCCAAAAAAGAUUGGAAGCAUCAAGAAUGGGAAGGUGAAUUACCCUCAAGAUUAAAAUUUCUUUCAUUCAUCUGAUAUUGCUCCUCAGGCGAGAAAUGCAGUUUAAGAGAUGAAAGAACUAACAAAUCCUGAUAUACUGGCAACUAAGAAGCCAGAGUGGAAUCUAAGUAAUGCCACUGUAGGCCACAAGACUCAAGAAAGUCAUUCUCAAAACUUAUUUAAUGUAACGAUAGAUUUUGAAGCAAUUGAGAAUAGGUGCGUUUCGGAUUAAAAGAUGAGAAAAUACUAUCACCCAAGGAUCCAUUUGUUUAUGCUGGAACUGACACUCGUAACAUUUAUCAUGACGACUGGAAUGUAUCCAUUGAUGUUCCCAUUCCUAGACAUUAGCAUAAGAAGAUAUAAGAAGAGUAUAUUACCAUUAAUGAUUUAAACUCUUAAUAGCACUAAGGUAAUGCAAUAAAAGACUAAAAUAAAGAAUGAAAAACUUGUAUAAGAUAAGUAUAAGCCUCCACACUUGCUGACAAAGGAAUACAAUGAGAGUUUGAGAAAGGAAAAGGAGGAUUUGUCAGAGAUGAAAGAUACUUUUAUGAAGUAAACUCUCUAUGAGAUGCCAAGAGCGACCAAGGAGAGAGUUGAAGCCAUUGUAUUUAAAAAGAUGUAUGUGGCAUAGCAUAUAGCACAGGAGCCAGAAGACCCUUAACUUACUUUGUAGCCAGAUAUGACAAAGACUCUGAGGAACACUAAGUAAAGAAAGUACUAUCACAAUGGAAAGUGGGAGAUGAACAGAGUGGACAAUGAGGAGUGCUGGUCCUGCUGCAUGAACUCCGACAAGGACAGCGAAGGCUGCGUAGCUGUCAUCAAGGAUAAAUAAAAGUGGAUCUUAUCAUCAUACUCUUGA